Molecule: messenger RNA, 1509 nt
Organism: Ilyonectria robusta
Lineage: Eukaryota; Fungi; Ascomycota; Sordariomycetes; Hypocreales; Nectriaceae
Product: putative vitamin H transporter
Exons: 5
Coding region: 1-1509 (502 amino acids)
Biological process (GO): transmembrane transport
Cellular component (GO): membrane
Molecular function (GO): transmembrane transporter activity
Source: RefSeq, a predicted model, not a curated record
AUGACGGAAACUGAAGUCAGGAAGUCUGCAGACUCGAAUACCGCCAAGAGUCCAGCGGUUCUCCACGUAGAGAAAACUGCAGCCCACAAUGGCCUCGAUCUCGUGGCUCUCCGUCAGCGAUACCCGCUUCUCGCUGACGCCUCGGACGAGAAACUGGAGAGCUUGAACAAAGCUGUUCUUAAAAAGCUGGACUGGUGGUUCUUGCCAUCCAUCACUAUGAUGCUCCUCAUGAACUACCUCGACCGAAUCAAUGUCUCCAAUGCGCGACUCGCUGGAAUGCAGGACGACUUGCACAUGUCCGACGUUGAAUGGUCCGCCGGGAUUUCCCUGUUUUACGUUGGGUACAUCAUAUCUCAAGUGCCAGCGAAUAUAAUCAUCGCCAAAGGCCAACCUCGCCUAAUCAUGCCAAUGAUGAUGUUGGGUUGGUCGACCGUCACAAUAUGCAUGCCCCUCAUGACCCGACCCUGGGGCUUCAUGCUUUGCAGAUUUCUUGUCGGGUUCACCGAAGGCCCGUUUGUCCCCGGAGUAGCGCUCAUCACCUCUUCAUGGUACACCAAAGAAGAGGCCCCAUUUCGGAUGGCUAUCUGGCAUGCUGGAAAUAUCAUCUCCAACGUCUUCUCUGGAUUACUAGCUGCCGCUAUUCUCACCAACAUGGAUGGCCUCGCCGGCUUAACCUCUUGGAGAUGGUUCUUCCUUUUGGAAGGAAUCGUCAGCAUUAUCGUCGGAGUGGCGGGAUUCUGGACUCUACCCAACUUCCCAAACAACACUGGUAACGGAUAUUUCACUGAAGAACAGACCCAAAUGGCACAAUACCGCAUGCUCGUGUCUGCUGGAGGUAUUUCGGAAGACGACGAGGGUGACUACUGGGGUGGGUUCUGGAUGGCAGUGAAGGACCCUUUUACCUGGAUGUUUGCAGCUCUCCACUUCGCAAUCAUCAUCGGUCAAUCUUUCAAGGACUUCCUCCCUUCGAUUAUGGACACUCUUGGAUUCUCCAAGACAAUCACAUAUCUCAUUCAGGCGCCGCCAUACGUCAUCGCCUAUCUUGUCACUCUCGCUGUCUCGUGGUCUUCUGGAAGAUACCUUGAGCACUGCUUCCACAUUAUCGGUCCCAUGGCUGUCGCUAUAACUGGUGCUGUUAUCAUGAUCAGCACACUUAAUGUCGGUGCCAGAUACUUCAGUCUGGUCUUGCUGUGCAGUGGCCCGUUUGUCGCUCUCAACAUUCACAUUCCGUGGGAGACAGCCGUCGUCCCUCGCCCACGAACCAAGCGAGCUGCUCUGAUUGCCAUCGCGAACUGUGCCUCAUCUGUCUCGCAUUGGUUCACCCCUUACUUUUUUCUGCGAUCUCAGGAGCCCCGUUACCAGACAGGCGGCGGUAUCAUUAUUGCCGGUUGUGGUCUAUCAAUCAUAUUGUGUCUUAUUAUAAGAUUCGUGUGCCAGAGGAAGAAUAUCGAGCUUCAGAAACGAGAGGAUGAAACUGGGGAGAUCAAUGCUUUUAGAUAUGCUACCUAG